ACCUACCACGUCUGCCCCCGCCGCUCUCGCUCGGCGCCCCAGCCAGAUCGCGGCGCCUCAGCCUCCCAGCUAGGUUAGCCGGCGGCUCCGCCCGGCUACCGCCCAGGAUGAACAUCAUGGAUUUUAACGUGAAGAAACUGGCGGCCGACGCGGGCACCUUCCUCAGUCGUGCCGUCCAGUUCACAGAAGAAAAGCUUGGCCAGGCAGAGAAGACAGAAUUGGAUGCUCACUUAGAGAACCUCCUUAGCAAAGCUGAAUGUACCAAAAUAUGGACAGAAAAAAUAAUGAAACAAACUGAAGUGUUGUUGCAGCCAAAUCCAAAUGCCAGGAUAGAAGAAUUUGUUUAUGAGAAACUGGAUAGAAAAGCUCCAAGUCGUAUAAACAACCCAGAACUUUUGGGACAAUAUAUGAUUGAUGCAGGGACUGAGUUUGGCCCAGGAACAGCUUAUGGUAAUGCCCUUAUUAAAUGUGGAGAAACGCAAAAACGAAUUGGAACAGCAGACAGAGAACUGAUUCAAACAUCAGCCUUAAAUUUUCUCACUCCUUUAAGAAAUUUUAUAGAAGGAGAUUACAAAACAAUUGCUAAAGAAAGGAAACUGUUACAAAAUAAGAGACUGGAUUUGGAUGCUGCAAAAACCAGACUGAAAAAGGCAAAAACUGCAGACACUAGAGCUUCACAACUAAACUCAACUCGCCUUGAAGGAGAUAACAUUAUGGUAAAUUUCUCUUACAUGCUCAACUUCCUGCAUGUAAAAUGGCUGAAGUCUGAACAGGAAUUAAGAAUAACUCAAAGUGAGUUUGAUCGCCAAGCAGAGAUUACCAGACUUCUGCUAGAGGGAAUCAGCAGUACACAUGCCCAUCACCUUCGCUGUCUGAAUGACUUUGUAGAAGCCCAGCUGACUUACUAUGCACAAUGUUAUCAGUACAUGUUAGACCUCCAGAAACAACUGGGAAGUUUUCCAUCUAAUUAUCUUUGUAACAACAAUCAAUCUUCAAUACCACCUUUACCACCUGCUUCAUCAAAUGUGGUUGGCCCUUCUGCCGUGGCUUCAACAAGUGCUCUAGUAGUUACCUCUCCUUCCAACCUCAGUGACCUUAAGGAGUGUACUGGCAACAGGAAAGCCAGGGUUCUCUAUGAUUAUGAUGCUGCAAACAGUAGUGAAUUAUCGCUUCUGGCAGAUGAGGUGAUUACUGUGUUCAGCGUCGUCGGAAUGGAUUCAGACUGGCUAAUGGGGGAAAGGGGAAAUCAGAAGGGCAAAGUGCCAAUUACCUACUUAGAACUGCUCAAUUAAAUAGGUGGACUGUGGAAAGAUGGCCCGUCAUGACACCAUAUUUAUAUACAAUUAACUCUAAGUAAAGCAAGUUUAAGUAUCUUCCAUGUUAAUGUCUUAAGAGACUAAAAAGAAAAUACCAGCCACAGAAACCAAUCUUUCUGCCAAUAAAGUUGCAUGGUAAAUAUUUCAUUACAAAGUUUAUGUUAGAGCUUCAUGCCAAGAAUGUUUUCUUACAAAAUUCUCUUUCUGCUGAGGUCUCACUAACAACUUCUACUUUGGAGCCCCAACUUAAAGCAGAAGAACUGUUUUCUACUGAAUUUUUCAUUAAUGGCAAGCUUUUUCUUUUAUGUAAAUAAAUUUAUUAUGAAUUGAUAUCAGCGACUCAUUUAUUAUGUAUAAUAGCCAAAUAAUAAAAUUUGUUUUUAAAUUUUUGGUUUAAAAACUCUAGGAUCUAUUGUCAAGAAUACAAUGCUUCUGAAUGCUUCCAGAAAGAGAAACACAGUUAUACCACGUUUACCUUGUUUUCCAACAGAAAUUGAAUGAUUUCAAUGCUAUGUUUUGAUAGGUUAUUUUGGGGGGUUUUUUGUCUUUCUUUUUUUAAAAGCAUUACCUAAUGGCUUGUUUUAAAUUUAAGAACAACUAGUCCUUGAAAAGCAUUACCAUUUUUAUAUAUACUCUGGUAUAUUUGUAGUUAAGAUUCUAAAACAUCUGGGACAAAUUUAAUUCACUAAAUCAGUGUUUUAAAGAUUGCUCAUUUGGCACAAUUUAAUGCAUAAUCAGAACUGGAUCUGUUAAGAACAUACUGCAGUACAGUAAAGAGGAUUUGUUCUUAUUAAACAACAAAUCCCUAUAAAAUAUAUGAAUUUAGUGCAACUGCAUUCAUUAUAGAGUAAACUUACGUACAAACAGAGUAAACUUUUAGUUACUCUGAGCCUACUAAUUUUUGAAAAUUUAUUAAUGAACUUAGAUUAUCUUGGUUAGGUUCUCUGUUUAUUAAACACAUAAUGAUGAAAUGAUUAAUGGUACUUAUGGCAACAGAGAAUUGCUGUGAAUUGGCAGAUUGUGUUCCUGUUAGGACUUCUCUCAUUCAUUCAUUCAUUCAUUCAGCAUUUGUUGAGAGCCCUCUCUAUGCGAGACGCGAUACUGAUGCACUGGGGGUGCUAAACCUGAAUAAGAUGCACACAGUCCUUGCCCCUGCAGAGCUUAAAAACCAGUGGAGGAUACAGAGAAAGAAACAGGCAGUUGUUAUAUAUAGCAUGAUCGGUGUUACAAUUCAAGAAAUACAGAGUACUGUUCUGGGGAGCAUAUAGGAGAGUCACCUAACCGAGACUUGAGGGUUAGGGAAGUCAAGGGUGGUUUGGGCAUGAAUGUUCAAGGCAGAGGGAACAAGAUGUGCCAGGCCUGGAGCCAACAGAGCAUAGCACAUUCUGUCAGCUAAAAGUUCAGUCUGACUUAAGCAUGCAAGUGCAAAGGUGUAGUUCCUUUCUUUAGGGAAUGCUAAUGUAUCUCUUUUUUUGGUAUUUUAAAAAAUGAAUACUUAAACACCAUUUUAAGAUACCCUUUUGUGUUAAGAGCUUGGUGAACAUGUUGAUAGUUUAUAACCCGACCUUGUUACGAUUUUAUUUCUAUACUAUGAAAUUAAAUUCUUCUGCAUUUUUUCUCAGUGUAGUUGUGCAAGACCCUUAGACUCAGGCUGAUAAGUUUCAUACUCUUAAAGAAUCCGAGAAAUCUGCUCAAGCUGGUUAAUAUAUAGAUCCCAGUGAAUAAAGCUUCCCCCUCCCCCCUAGAAAGGAAGUUCUACAGCCUUGAAUACUAUCUAAGUCCAGAUUUAGGCUUUGAAAGAUAUCAAAAAUUCAAGUCAAUUUAAACACCAGUUAUAAAUUAGGUUUGUGGUAAGUAGAGUGGUAAAGGGGAAGGAAUAUAGGUAAUGUAGUGAAAUGGUCCUGGGUUCAAAUCCAGUUUUCCUCACAUACCUUCAGCUCAGAAGUCAUGUAAAAUGGGGAUAAUUAUGCCACCUUGGGGUUGUGAAGACUGUAACAAAUGUUACCUUGUAUGUUAGGUACUUUUUAGGAAGGGCUUGGCACAGAGUAGACAUUCUGUAAAUAUCAGUUUCCCCUUGUUACCCUCUGUAGCUUCCUGAGCUACCCAAACUGUGGACCUUGUUUACAACUGUAUAUGAGAAACCUCUUUUAUAUCUAUGCUCUGUUCUACUUCCCAUUAACCCCAUUCUUCACCUUCUUUAAACAGACCCAGAGCUAGGUUUAACCUCAGCGCAGUCAGUAUAAGUUCUUCAUCAGAUUCUUGCGCUUUCCAUCAAGUAGAUGUGGAUUGUAGUAACCCAGUACUGUUCAGAAGCCUUCAAUAACGUUAAAGAGUUCAAAGGCUCCUUGGGGUUGUUGACCCAAGUCCACCACAGUAUGUGGGCGUGUUUUUCCGUUUACUGCUUUGUGUUUUAGUAGGUGUUAGUUGUUUGGGGUUUUUUUGUUUGUUUUGGUUUGGCUGAUUUUUAAAGUCAUAGGUUUAGUUUUUACUCAGGUAAAGGCCCAUUAAGGCUCUUAUUUGGGAAGCCUAUUUAUUCAUAGUGUAAUUCGGAAUUAUUUAAGCGGUGUCUCCUGAGUUUAAAGGUAUAGUAACAUGGGAAAGAUGUACAUAUGAAUGAAAUAAUAAACUUGAAAAUAACUGUAGGCUCAAGGAGAAAAAAAGUGAUUAUAUCUGCCUUUGUCCUCUAAUGUGAAAGGCCUGGUGUUAAAUCUUUCUUUUUUGGUGCUAAUCAGAAAAAUCCAUAUUGCAGGAGAUUAGGUCCUGAAAAUGGGAAUGUGCCUCACUCUGGGUAAUGGGAAAUAAGAAACUUGAGGCUAGGGUCACCAUUGGGUUAGAGCCAAUCCUCAUAGUCUGCCAUUGUCUACCAGAACAGAGGAGCGGAAUAAAGCUGGAGAUAAACUAUGGAGUGGAGAAGAUGAUAGAGGCAGGACGAGAAAUAACUGAGACUUUACCCAGAGAGAACCAGGUUACCGCCCUGUUUUUUGAUAGGAUUCCUUAAAAAUACCGGAACGUCCCAUAUGCCUGAAAUUUUGAAAUAACGUUGCCCUAGUAUAUAGCACUUCAAGCCUAGGUAGAGUCAUAAUGGACAGAUGGCUUCGCAAUUUGGUCUAAAGCCAGCUUUGCCACAACACCUCUAGAUGAGUAAGUGGCUCUUACCUCAUGGUUAGAUUAAAAGGGGUGGGGUGAGAGGGACUACCUCAACCACACCUGCCCUUUCUGACCCAUCCUAAUUAGAGAGCCUGCCUAGUUAGAGCAAUGGUUCUCAGUGUGGUCUCCAGACCAUCAAUAUCAGUGUCACCUGGGAACUUGAUAAAAACGCUAAUUCCUAUUUCCCAGGACUUUAUUUGUACUUGUUUUUUGUCUUCAAGGGCCUAUAGACCUAGUUCUUCUCUAAUAGCUUUUCAGCUUUUUUAAGACAAAAAUCAUGUCUUUUCAUCUUUACUGUGUCCUGCAACUAAUCAUGAUUGUAGUUACAUAAUUAUUUUUAUAAUUUAUUUAGUAUUUAUCCACCACUCUAAAAUGUAGUUUCCCUGAGGUGGGAACUAUGGCUCUUGAUCACAAAUUUCAACUCUUAGCCCAAGGCCUAGCACAUAGUAUGUAUUCAGUAUUUGUUGAAUGAAAGAAAAAAUGCAAAUUCCCAGGCCUUACCUGCGACCUACUGAAUGAAAGUUUGGGGCUGGGCUCAGCAGUGCGCAGCUUGUUUUAAUAAGCCUUGGAGGUGAUUCUACUGCACUCUAAAGUUUGAGAACCUCUACAGUAGAACAAUGGAAACCUGCCUUUCAUCUUCAGGCCUAUUUGACAUAACUUGAAAAAUUCUUCCUGCCUUUUGUAACCGUCACCAACAAUGCUGCUCUCAAGUGUAAAGGAACCUUGCUUGGCAGUGUUACAAAUGGGUAUGAAGGUAUACAGGAUACACUUAGUGUAAGGGAAAUACUGCUUAGAAUUCCAGUACUUGGUUGCUAUGGAGGGUUUCUAGAAAUGGAUCCCUUAAACUGAAGAAAGGUAAGCGCUGCCACCACCCACAUUUCCACUCAGCACAGUGCCUUUUAACUGGUGACAAUUUAACAUCAAAGCACCCUGACAAAACCACGAAGCUGUUUCAGACUAACAUGUGCAUCCCUGUGUCUCUUAGGUUGUUAAGCUCAGUUCACUGCUACUUCAAAGGAGACUUUUUAAACACCAUUAAUACUUUUUUAUAAAAUGUCAUAGACAUGUUGGUUAAAAAAAAAAAUCAUAGUUUAAAAAAAUCAAAAUCACCUAUAAUCCCACCAUCCAGGGAGAAUUAUUUAGGUGCAUAGCUUUCCAGACUUCUUCUGUGCAUAUAUAAUUUUUUUGUUUACAUGGGAUCAAAUUGUAUAUACUAUUUUGUAACCUUUUUCACUCAACAAUACCAUGAUUAUGUCACCAUGUCAAAUAUAUUUCUAAUAUUUUUUAAUGGCUACAUGAUAUUCCAUCAUAUGUGCCACAUUUUAUUAAACCGUUGAAUUUUUAGGUUUCCAGUUUUUCACUAAUAAACACUUUAAAGAACACUGUGUUGGUAAAUAUUUUAAAUAUUCUUAAUUAUUUCCUUAAGAUGAAUACUUUGAAGUGGAAUUGCUACUGGAGAGGGUAUGCCAGUUUUUAAAAGCUUUUGUUACUUACUGUCAUGUUGUUCCCUAGAAAAGUUUUCUGAAUUUACAUUUUUAUCAGCAGUAUAUAAAAGAAUACCGUUUAUUCUUGGAGGACUUCCAACUGAAUGUUCUUGGAGUCUUCAGCUUAAAAGUAAAGAAAAAGAGGAAAAUAAAAAGACCUUGCAAAAUUAAAACAAAAAUCAGUCUUAAAUUAUUCAGACAUAACAUCAUUGACUGUUCUCCUUUGUGUCAUAUGUUAAGUGAUACUUUGGGAUGGUUUGUACUACCAGCUUGUCCCUUCUUUCCAAUCUCCUGGAAGCACUAUCACCUUUCUGACUUAUGCUAAAAUGGUAGGAAAACAAUUUUAUGUAGGUUGGAAUCUCAUGGUAGUUUUGAUGCAGGCUUACCUUUGAUGGUUUUAGGGAAUGUGGCCAUAGUGGGAAAAGUAGGGCCUU
Trichechus manatus latirostris (Florida manatee) is the source of this 6381-nucleotide messenger RNA. RefSeq names its product SH3 domain containing GRB2 like, endophilin B1 (gene SH3GLB1). The record is from RefSeq and is a predicted model, not a curated record. The transcript is spliced from 10 exons. The coding region runs from base 108 to 1292 and encodes 394 amino acids. Gene Ontology annotation, biological process: membrane organization. Lineage: Eukaryota; Metazoa; Chordata; Mammalia; Sirenia; Trichechidae. Gene Ontology annotation, molecular function: protein binding. Gene Ontology annotation, cellular component: membrane; cytoplasm.